Syngnathus typhle (broad-nosed pipefish) is the source of this 1517-nucleotide messenger RNA. It is a transcript of the gene nkiras2, whose product is annotated as NFKB inhibitor interacting Ras-like 2. Bases 241 to 915 code for a protein of 224 amino acids. Gene Ontology annotation, biological process: canonical NF-kappaB signal transduction. Gene Ontology annotation, molecular function: GTP binding; GTPase activity. The transcript has 3 exons. The record is from RefSeq and is a predicted model, not a curated record. NCBI's taxonomy places the organism in Eukaryota, Metazoa, Chordata, Actinopteri, Syngnathiformes, Syngnathidae.
GUUCGCAUCUUACGUCACGACGACUCUCACUUCCGGACUUCGAGGGAAGCGUAAACACGCAGCACUGCGCGUUCAAAUAUUGUAUAUUUGGUUGUAUGUUUGAUCCCAUCUCGCACGCACUGGCGUGUUCGCUUUCAUAGACGCGCUUCAAUAUAAACUGUUGAUUUCGUGGCAUGAGCGAUUAGCUGUCGUCCCACUACUCGGUUGAGAUUAUGUGAAAGCUAAAACUAAGCUACAUUGAUGUUAUACCGAGUUCAUCGAGCGAGCGAGCGAGCGAGCAAACAAGAAAAUUCCGUCUUCAUCUGUUUUUUUCGUCCGGGUGCAGAGAGGAGCGUCAUGGGGAAAAGCUGCAAAGUGGUGGUAUGUGGCCAGGCUGCAGUUGGUAAAACGGCCGUGUUGGAGCAGCUAUUGUACGCCAAUCAUGUCGCAGGUUCCGAAACCAUGGAGACGCUGGAGGACAUCUACAUCGGAUCUAUCGAGACCGAUCGGGGCACCCGCGAGCAGGUGCGCUUUUACGACACCCGAGGGCUCCGCGACGGCACGGAAUUCCCUCGGCAUUACUACAGCUUCGCCGACGGCUUCGUACUGGUUUACAGCAUCGACAGCAAGGAGUCCUUCAAGCGCAUGGAGGCUCUUAAGAAGGACAUCGACCGACACAGAGAUAAGAAGGAGGUAACCAUCGUGGUCCUGGGCAACAAGCUGGACAAGCAGGAGGAACGGCGCGUGGACGCCAACAUGGCGCAGAACUGGGCCAAGAACGAGAAGGUGCGCCUGUGGGAGCUGUCGGUGGCCGACCGCCGCACGCUCGUCGAGCCUUUUGUGUACCUGGCCAGCAAAAUGACGCAGCCGCAGAGCAAGUCCACCUUCCCGCUCAGCCGCAACAAGAACAAGGGCAGCGGGCCCACGGACGGCUGAAGGAAGGAUGGACGGACGUGCAAAAACGCAGCGCGUUUGCCCUCUUUUUAUUUUUUACAUCGUUUCAAAUUCCGCCUCGCCAUGUCAAGCUAAUCUGAUUCAGGGCAAAGCUGCUUGUGCACUUUCAGCCUUCCAUUGACAGUUGAUUUCUGUCCUGCAAUUACGCCAUAAUCAUAUCACAUUUAAGUGUGGAAAACAUGCACAAGAAUUGGAAAAGGGCGGCAAAUAGUUGUUGACAUCACCGUGUCGUCACACUGUCAAUCAUGUCACUUUAAUGGCCAUCCUGUAUUUUAGAGCCAUCGCAAGCUGUUGACGGUGUACGGUAACUAAGUCACCUGUCGUCGGGAAGCUUUGUUCCACUGCUUCCUUUUAUUAGAUGAUUUGAUUAUGCUAUAUUUGAUGCCGUCAUUACACCUAUGUACAGUAUAUAUGUUUAUAGCAUUUCAAUUGUGCAGCUUUUUUCAGGGACCAAUUGUUUCAAAUGUGUUAUUGUUAGGGUUAGGGCCUAAACGAAGCCAGCCUUUAACAUGCCUUUAAAAUGAAAUGUGUUAUUUUACUUUUAAACAGCAUUUGUUUGCAUCUUCAAUAAACAAUUGAAGUAU